Molecule: messenger RNA, 13968 nt
Organism: Carcharodon carcharias (great white shark)
Lineage: Eukaryota; Metazoa; Chordata; Chondrichthyes; Lamniformes; Lamnidae
Gene: dnah5l
Product: dynein, axonemal, heavy chain 5 like
Exons: 76
Coding region: 1-13968 (4655 amino acids)
Biological process (GO): microtubule-based movement
Cellular component (GO): dynein complex
Molecular function (GO): dynein intermediate chain binding; dynein light intermediate chain binding; ATP binding
Source: RefSeq, a predicted model, not a curated record
AUGGCUGAGGAUGGGGAAGGUGCUGGGGACAGGAUUCAGCCCCCAGAGGACAGGACAGGAGAUAACGAGUUGAAUAAACCGCCAUCACCUAAGCCUGACAGCGAACUCUCACCUCCGCUCAUCUCUAUCAGCACCAGUGAUGGUAAAGCUGGAGAAUCAAAUCGACACAGGCGUGUAGGUGCUAAUAAAUGGAAAAAUUCAGGACUGGGUCCACGUACUUCGGCACCAUCUCCAACUACAUCUGUCUCAACUCAAGGUAGAAAGACCAUUCUACUUUCCACUGAGGCAAAAAAGGGAAUGCUAAAACGAGCUAAAGCAGCAAAAGAAGAACGAAGAUCUCAAAUGGACUCUCGGCAUGGCUAUCUCACAUCUAAAUUGGCCGAUGGAACAGGUCUAGAGGAAGCAGCAGUGCAGGACUUUAUAAUUGCAGAUGAAAAGUUUCAUAUGAUUGAAGAAUUCUUUGCACCAAAUGGAUGUAAAAAAUUACUACUUUACUACCAAGAGACAGCGACAACCACAGAAUCCAGACAUUUCAGUGCAGAUAUGUCAAGAGGCUUAAGUCAGAAGAGGCUGUUCAUUACUGAUGGUUCUACUGAGAGUUUAAUUGGGACUUGCUUCUUCUUUCUUAGAACUACUGAUAAAAGCAUCAGCACAGCUAAUGUGUCUCAGGAAGUAAAUUUUGGCAUGCUUAAUUGCUCUGAAGGGAACCUACUUCAAGGGCUGGAGAAACUUCUUGCCAAUAUAAUGGUACCAGCACUGCGAUCUCAAGAGAAUUGGGGAUCUAUUAAAGAUGGACUAAAGAAUGUCCAGAUUCAGGAAUUUCUUGAGUCCUUGGACAAAUUUGUCAGCAAUUUGUCUUCUGCCAGGAAAAAUAUGGAGCGUCAGGUAAUUCUUGAGGAGGCAGUUACAGGCUACAGCCUUGAUGAUCUGCAUGGCCCCUCAGACUAUUUGAUUGCAGCUAGUAAUACUGAACUUGUGGAGCAACUUGAGGGAGUGCUGAUAUCAUGGACUAAACAAAUUGAGCAAGUCUUGGCUGAAAGUGAACAAAUGAGAAAGGAAGCUGAUGAUAUUGGUCCCUCUGCAGAACUGGACCACUGGAAGACUAGAAUGGCAAAGUUUAAUAGCCUUCUUGAUCAGGUUAAGAACCAUCAAGUGAGAAGAGUGGUAGGCAUUCUUCAAAUUGCAAAAUCCAGGACAUUGAAACACUGGAGAAAACUGGACAGCAAUAUUACAGAUGCAGCCAAUGAAGCUAAAGAUAAUGUAAAGUAUCUGUACACACUGGACAAAUUCUUUGGGCCUCUUGUAAAGUGUACACCUGUCACCAUGGUCGAACAUAUUCCCAAUUUGAUGAACAGUAUUCGGAUGAUCCAUAGCAUCUCAAAGUAUUACAAUACAUCAGAGCAUAUGACCUCUCUUUUUGUCAAGGUUACCAAUCAGAUGAUUACCACAUGUAAGAGGUACCUCUGUCAGAAUGUUGGAAAAUUCUGGGACCAAGACAGGCAGGAAUUGUUGAAGAAAAUUAAGGAUUGUACGCAGUUGAAUGCUGAGUAUCAGAAGCAUUUUCAGCGAAUCAGGGAGAAGCUUCAUGAAAAUCCAAAGGAGAGACAAUUUGAAUUUAGUGAAAACAAUAUAUUUGGCAAGUUUGACACUUUUUGCAAGCGCCUGGAGAAGAUUGCACACAUGAUCAACACUAUGGAAAAUCUUGCAGAUCUCCAGAAUGUUAAAAUGGAGGGUUUUGACAAAUUAAACGUGCGUUAUCAGACAAUUAUCAACAGCAUAAAAUCAAAGACUUAUGACGUGCUGGACCACAGAAAACAAGAGUUUGACAAUGAUUACCUGGAAUUUAAAUACCAGAUGGAUGGACUUUAUCAGUCAAUGCAAACUUUUAUGGAUUCCUGGUUUGAGCAAUCCUUAACUACAGAACGCAUGCUAGACUUGCUGGGCAAGUUUGUGUGUAUUGCUGGGUCACAGUUGGAUCUUACAGACAAGUACCUAGUGGUCUUACAGCGAUUUGGACGAGAUUUAGACCUUAUACGCAAGACCUAUCAGAAGCAAAGGGAAAAUCCACCUAUACCACGUAAUGUUCCACCUGUGUCUGGGAAGAUUAUGUGGUCCCGACAGCUAUUCAGAAAAAUAGAUGUUCCCAUGAAGUUUCUGAAAAGCAAUGUUGAAAUUUUGAAGACCCCUGAUAUGAAAAAAGUUAUCAAAAACUAUAACAAGAUGGCAGCUGUACUCCUUGAGUUUGAGGUGGUGUAUCACAGGGGUUGGUGCCGAGCUGUUGAUUUUGCUCAAAAUGGACUUCAUGCCUCACUGAUUGUUCGACAUCCUGAGACUAAGGAAAUCUUUGUGAAUUUUGAUCCGGCUGUGUUUGAGGUACUUUUAGAAGCAAAGUACUUGUAUAGAAUGGGGCUUGAAGUGCCACAAGCUGCUCUCAACCUAUGCUUUAAAGAGACAGAAAUUAAGCACCAUUAUUUAAGCAUUCAGGAACUUUUAAGUAACUACCGAAAUGUGGUGAACAACAUCCCAACUAUAAUUCAACCAUUGAUGAAGCCUUUUAUUGGCCAAGUGGAUGAAGCUCUAAUUCCUGGACUAACUAUGUUGUCUUGGACCUCUUUAAACAUUGAAAGAUUCAUAGAAAAUGUGUACAGCUCACUGACUGAGCUGAAACAUAUGUUGAAGCAAGUGUCUGACACAUUGGAGUGUAGGAUUGAGAGAGUUCUGCAUGAAAUGUCUCUUACUGCCCUGGUUGACCUUCCUGAAGAUGACCUUGUGGAAGCGCGAGCUUUUCUAGAGAUGACUGAGAAUAUUGUUGCCUCAGCUGGACAAGCUUUAUCUACACAGAGUCAACAGCUGGAGCGUUCUAUGUAUCAGUUAAUGGAUGGAUUGACACAAAAACUCAAGCCAGAAGAGCAAGCCAAUCUUCAGGAUACCUAUGCAUGUUUGCAUCCUGAUGCAAAACAAAAAACUCGCUGUCAAGAAUGCUUACCCUGCAGCUACUAUAAUCUGAUGGGACAAAUUUGCCAAAAGAAUACUGAUGCCUUGGUGAAAUGUUCCAAGUUAUCAUUGGAUGCUAUCAAGCGGCAUUUACAUAUUACCAGCUCUAAGUACGAGGCAGCAAAACCAUUUCCUGGUGGUGGUGGAGAGGCACUAAAAGCCCCAUUUUUCAAGUCUGAAAUUGUUCUGGCAAUUCCAAAUGUUGUGAUACGACCAAGUUUGGAGGAGAUUCAGGCUAUCCUAAAUAAAGCAGUGAAUGUAAUUCUGUCCAUAUCUAAGGAUAUUCCUCUUUGGUCCUUUGCCUAUAUUCAUCUGAAACAACAACAGAUUGAACAGAAUGCUGCUCGAGAACUGGGUGAUGAUAGCAUCCUUGGUAAGCAGGUGGUGCUAAAAUCUCUUGAUAAACAAAUCAGUGAACACAAGGAUGUCACUAAAGUCGUGAUCCAGCUCAGUUCCAUUGUUUCCUCAUUGAAGACUGAUGCAAUAGAGAUUCUUGACAAUUUCUCUCACUUCUCCCACUUGUGGAAUCAGGAUCCUGCAGACAAAGUGAAGGAAUUCAUGGAUUCAAAACCAAUCCUCUCUGAAUUCAAUGAGCAAAUUACCUAUUACUCUAAAUUGGAGGCUCAGAUUGAUGAGUUACCCUCUUGUUAUGAAGUGGGCUCAGUUCAAUUUGACACACAGCAUUUGAAGCUGGCAUUGGUGCAGGAAUGCCGCUCGUGGAAGAGAGCCUUUGGCACAGCCUUAAACAGAAAAACUGCUAUGGAAAUGGAUGAGAUUUAUUCCUUUAUUGAAAAUCUCAGCAAACAACUGAAUCGACCAAUAAAUGAUUUGGAUGAUGUUCGUGGAGCCAUGGCAGCACUGAAAGAAAUCAGGGAUGCUGAGAUAAAGAUUGAUAUGACCAUUGAACCUAUUGAAGAAGCACAUGCCUUCCUAAGUAAGCAUGGGUUGCUUUUUCAAGAUGGAAAUGCUGAGAGAGUUGAUGGACUAUCUUAUGUUUGGAAGAACAUAAAUGCACAGGUCGUGCAGAUACAGAGUACACUUUUAAAAGUGGAGCCUGCAAUGAAGACAGAUCUACGAGAAAGGGUAAAAAUCUUCCAAACUGAUGCUCAGAAUUUUUACCAAGACUAUGAUACAAAAGGCCCUGGUGUUGAAGGCCUUCCACCUGGAGAAGCUAAUGACAGGCUGCAGAUCUUCCAGACAAGCUUUGAUGAGCUCUGGCGGAAAUUUAACACUUAUUCUGGCGGAGAGGAGCUUUUUGGGCUACCUGUUAUUGAAUAUCCUGACUUGCUGAGAAUCAAGCGUGAGCUCACGUUACUUCAGAAAUUGUAUGGUCUUUAUAAUUCAGUCAUUGAUAAUGUCAAUGGUUACAAUGACAUUUUGUGGAGUGAAUUAGAUACUGAAAAAAUUAAUAACGAACUUCUGGAUUUUCAGAGCAGAAUACGGAAAUUACCCAAAGCCUUGAAGGAAUGGCAAGCUUUCAAUGACUUGAAAAAGACGAUUGAUGAUUUCAGCGAAACUUGUCCAUUGCUUGAAAUGAUGGCUAACAAAGCUAUGAUGCUAAGACACUGGGAAAGGAUUGCACAGGUCACAGGUCAUACUUUUGAUGUUGAAUCUGAUCAGUUUUCUCUCAAAAACAUAACAGAAGCUCCAUUACUAAAAUACAAAGAGGACAUCGAGGACAUUUGUAUUAGUGCAGGAAAAGAAAAGGACAUUGAAGCAAAGCUGAAGGCUGUUAUUAAUGAAUGGAGUGGUCAUGUGUUUACUUUUGCCCCAUUCAAGAUGAGGGGUGAGUUGCUCCUCAAAGGAUCAGAUACCACAGAGAAUAUUGCACUAAUGGAGGACAGCCUGAUGAUACUUGGCUCAUUGAUGAGCAAUAGGUACAAUGCACCAUUCAAACCUACUAUUCAACAGUGGGUGCAGAAGCUCUCAAAUACCACAGAAAUAAUCGAAAAUUGGCUCACAGUUCAGAACCUUUGGAUUUACCUGGAAGCCGUGUUUGUUGGUGGAGACAUUGCAAAACAACUGCCGCAGGAGGCCAAAAGAUUUCAGAACAUUGACAAGUCAUGGCAGAAGAUCAUGCAGAGAGCUCAUGACAAUACAAAUAUUGUGCAGUGCUGUGUAGGCGACGAGGCCUUAGCUCAGCUUUUACCACAUUUACUGGAGCAGCUAGAGAUGUGUCAGAAAUCGCUUACUGGGUAUUUGGAAAAGAAACGCCUUUUAUUUCCCAGAUUUUUCUUUGUUUCUGACCCUGCUCUGCUGGAAAUCCUUGGUCAAGCCUCUGACUCUCACACCAUACAGGCUCACCUGCUAAGUCUUUUUGACAACGUUAAUAGAGUGGGGUUCAACGAAACAAAUUAUGAUCAGAUCCUCCGCUUUGAAUCUCAAGAAGGAGAAAAAGUUGACCUCAUUGAACCAGUUAUAGCACAGGGCAAUGUGGAAGUCUGGCUGGCACAGCUCCUGAAUGGGGUCAGAAAGACAAUUCACAGCAUUAUCCGCCAGGCGUCAAUAGCUAUCACUGAUAAGGAGAUUAAACUAUAUGAGUUUCAGGCCAUGUUCCCUGCACAGAUAGGCUUGCUGGGUAUUCAGAUGAUCUGGACGCGAGACUCUGAAGAAGCUUUAAAUAAUGGCAAAUUUGAUAAAAAGAUCAUGCAGACAACUAAUCAAACAUUUAUGGAUAUGCUUAAUGAUUUGAUUGACAUGACAACCCGUGAACUAACAAAAAUGGAACGAACUAAAUACGAAACACUUAUCACCAUCCAUGUACACCAGAAAGACAUUUUUGAUGAUUUGGUUCGCAUGAACAUUAAAUCCACAUCAGACUUUGAAUGGCAAAAACAGUCCAGGUUUUACUUUAUAGAGGACACAGACAAAUGUAUUAUUCAGAUCACAGAUGUUGAGUUCAACUACUGUAAUGAGUACCUAGGCUGUACAGAUCGACUUGUGAUAACACCAUUAACUGACAGGUGUUAUAUUACACUGUCUCAGGCCUUAGGGAUGAGUAUGGGUGGUGCACCAGCAGGGCCUGCAGGUACAGGAAAGACGGAGACAACCAAAGACAUGGGCAGAUGUCUUGGAAAAUAUGUUGUUGUGUUCAAUUGCUCAGAUCAGAUGGACUACAGAGGCCUAGGUCGUAUCUACAAAGGCCUUGCUCAGUCUGGUGCAUGGGGUUGCUUUGAUGAAUUUAAUCGUAUCGAAUUACCUGUGUUGUCAGUAGCUGCUCAACAAAUCUAUAUUGUACUGCAAUGUAAGAAGAACAAAAAGCCCCAGUUUUACUUCACUGAUGGUGACAUUGUAGAAAUGGACAGAGAGUUUGGUAUCUUUCUAACCAUGAACCCAGGUUAUGCAGGACGUCAGGAGCUACCUGAAAAUCUAAAGAUUCAGUUCCGUACAGUGGCCAUGAUGGUGCCAGAUCGUGCCAUUAUCAUGCGUGUCAAGUUGGCUAGUGCUGGUUUCCAUGACAACCAAAUUCUUAGUCGCAAGUUUUAUACACUCUACAAACUCUGUGAGGAGCAGUUAUCUAAACAGGUGCACUAUGACUUUGGUUUGCGUAACAUUCUGUCUGUGCUGAGAACUCUGGGUGCUGUCAAAAGAUCAAACCCAACUGAACCAGAGAAGACUGUUGUCAUGAGAGUUCUGCGUGACAUGAAUCUUUCUAAACUGGUGGAUGAGGAUGAACCUUUAUUCCUGAGUUUGAUUAAUGACCUGUUUCCUGGAAUUACCUUGGAUAAAGCUGGCUACCCUGAACUGGAAGCUGCUAUUGAGAAACAAACCACGGAUGCGGGGAUUAUUUACCAUCCACCCUGGAUCCUGAAGCUCAUUCAGCUCUAUGAAACUCAAAGAGUCCGACAUGGUAUGAUGACUCUAGGCCCUAGUGGUGCUGGGAAAACAAAGUGUAUCAAUACCUUAAUGAAAGCAAUGACAGACUGUGGAGCACUUCACAAGGAGAUGAGAAUGAACCCAAAGGCAAUCACAGCCUCCCAGAUGUUUGGUACUUUGGAUGUUGCAACAAAUGACUGGACAGAUGGUGUUUUCUCUACUCUAUGGAGGAAAACAUUGAAAGCAAAGAAGGGAGAACACAUAUGGAUAGUAUUGGAUGGACCUGUCGAUGCCAUUUGGAUUGAGAAUCUUAAUUCUGUUUUAGAUGACAACAAAACUCUUACACUAGCUAAUGGUGAUCGUAUCCCAAUGGCACCAAACUGUAAAAUUGUUUUUGAGCCUCAUAACAUUGACAAUGCCUCCCCAGCCACUGUAUCCCGAAAUGGCAUGGUGUUUAUGAGUUCAUCAGUGUUAGAUUGGAGGUCUAUACUCAAAGCAUGGCUUCAGAAAUUACCCACUGCACAGUCUGACCUUCUUUGGAACUGCUUUGAUGAUGUUUUCCAGGAUUUGCUCAGUUUUGUUUUUACUGCUGUGACACCAAAAAUGCAAAUUCUAGAAUGCAUGUACAUUAAACAAGCCAUUGACCUUCUGCAGGGCCUAUUACCAGGAAUAGAAGACAAGCAGCCGAGCCCAGAGCAAGUUGCCCGCCUAUUCAUUUUUGCUGUAAUGUGGUCAGUUGGAGCUCUCCUGGAAUUGGAUGACAGGGCUAAAAUGGAAAGCUUUCUGCGGAAUCAUUCCGCACCACUAGAGCUUCCAGUGACUGAAGGAGAAGAAACCAUCUUUGAAUUUGUUGUCUGUGCUGACGGUCAAUGGGAGCACUGGUCAAAGAAGGUACCUGAAUAUAUUUAUCCACCUGAUUCUGUGCCAGCUUAUUCAUCAAUCCUGGUACCAAAUGUAGACAAUGUCUGCACAGAUCUUCUUAUGCACACAAUCAUGAAACAGGAAAAAGCUGUGUUGCUCAUCGGUGAACAGGGAACAGCCAAGACAGUUAUGAUCAAGGGCUACAUGAGCAAACAUGAUCCUGAAGUCCAUGCAACCAAAAGUUUGAACUUCUCAUCUGCCACCCUGCCAAAUAUGUUCCAACGGAGCAUUGAAAGUUACGUGGAUAAACGAAUGGGUUCAACAUAUGGCCCACCCAGUGGCAAAAAAAUGACUGUGUUUAUUGAUGACAUUAAUAUGCCUGUGAUCAAUGAAUGGGGUGAUCAGAUAACCAAUGAGAUUGUCCGACAGCUGAUGGAACAAAAGGGUUUCUACAAUCUUGAAAAGCCUGGAGAGUUCACCAACAUUGUUGAUGUACAGUUCGUUGCUGCAAUGAUCCAUCCUGGUGGUGGUAGAAAUGACAUCCCUCAACGUCUCAAAAGACAGUUCACAAUUUAUAACUGUACACUACCAUCGAAUGCAUCGAUCGAUAAAAUCUUCAGAACCAUUGCAAGUGGCUAUUUCUGUGAGCAGCGUGGCUUUCCUGCAGAGGUUUGCAAGCUAGCCACAGCUUUAGUAUCAACCACUCGCAAAUUGUGGCAGGCUACUAAGAUUAAGAUGCUGCCCACUCCAGCCAAAUUCCAUUAUAUUUUUAAUCUCCGUGAUCUUAGUCGUAUUUGGCAGGGAAUCCUAACUGUUACAUCUGAAAUUUGCCAGUCUCCGGAUGUGUUGGUGUCACUCUUUCUACAUGAAUGCACUCGUGUUAUUGCAGAUAGAUUUACCAACCAGCAGGACAAAGACUGGUUUGAGAGAACAGUGAAAAAGGCCACUUUAGAGGAUCACGGUGAUGCUAUUUUAACAAAUAUUCAGCAAGAAGAAUUCUUUGUUGAUUUCUUACGUGAUGCUCCAGAGCCCACAGGAGAUGAGCCAGAUGAUAUGGAAUUGGAAGCUCCUAAAAUUUAUGAACCAAUUCCAUCAUUUGAUCAGUUCGCCGAACGCCUUCAAAUAUAUAUGGAGCAGUACAAUGAAGCCAUCAGAGGUGCAAAGAUGGAUCUGGUGUUUUUCAAGGAUGCAAUGAUACAUUUGGUGAAGAUAUCCCGCGUCAUUCGGACUCCACAAGGAAAUGCUUUGCUGGUAGGAGUUGGUGGAUCUGGAAAACAAAGCCUUACAAGACUGGUUUCAUAUAUUGCAGGGUAUCAAAGCUUUCAAAUUGUACUCACAAGAACUUACAAUACAGGUAACCUUAUGGAUGAUCUGAAGAUCCUGUACCGCACAGCUGGACAAAAAGGAAUGGGUGUGGCAUUCAUAUUUACAGACAACGAAAUAAAGGAUGAGUCCUUCUUGGAAUACAUGAACAAUGUUUUAGCCUCAGGUGAGGUCUCAAACCUCUUUGCUCGAGAUGAAAUUGAUGAAAUUACCCAAGAUUUAAUUCCAGUAAUGAAAAAAGAGUAUCCAAGACGGCCACCAACUGUUGAAAAUCUCUAUGAUUACUUCCUUUCACGAGUACGCAGUAAUCUGCAUGUAAUUCUUUGUUUUUCUCCUGUUGGAGAGAAAUUCCGGACUCGUGCAUUGAAAUUUCCUGGUCUAAUCUCUGGUUGCACCAUGGACUGGUUUCAACGUUGGCCCAAAGAUGCUCUUGUUGCAGUCGCUCAACAUUUCCUAACUUCAUAUAGAAUAGAGUGCACACCACAAGUUAAGCAGAGUGUUGUGAACACUAUGGGAACAUUUCAAGAUACUGUGGCAGAGAAAUGUGUUGAAUACUUCGAGCGAUUUAGGCGUCAGACCUAUGUGACUCCCAAGUCUUACUUAUCUUUUAUUGGAGGCUACAAAUGUAUCUAUGGAGAGAAGUUUGCUUAUGUGGAAAUGCUGUCUAACAGAAUGAAGACAGGUCUGGCAAAGCUAAUGGAAGCCGAGGUGUCAGUAAAUGAACUGUCCAAAGAACUUGUGAUUAAGGAAAAAGACUUGGCAAUCGCUUCAAACAAAGCAAAUGAAGUUCUGGAGGAAGUGACUUUAAAGGCCCAGGCUGCUGAAAUUGUUAAAAUGCAGGUUCAAAAAGUGAAAGACAAAGCUCAGAUCAUCGUAGAUGAGAUUGCGGCCGACAAAGCUGUUGCUGAAACAAAACUGGAAGCAGCUAAGCCUGCUUUGGAAGAGGCUGAAGCAGCUUUACAGACUAUCAAACCAGCUGAUAUUGCCACAAUACGCAAAUUAGGCAAACCACCUCACUUGAUCAUGCGAAUCAUGGACUGUGUGUUGCUUCUCUUCCAAAGAAAAGUAGAUCUUGUGACUCUUGAUCCAGAUCGACCUUGUAUGAAACCUUCAUGGGCUGAAGCUUCAAAGCUGAUGAAUAACGCUUCAUUUCUUAACAUGUUGCUGACAUUCACAAAGGAUUCUAUCACUGGAGAGGUUGUAGAUUUGCUGCAACCUUACCUAGAUAUGGAUGACUAUAAUCUUGAGACUGCUAAGAAGGUGUGUGGCAAUGUUGCAGGUCUGUGUUCGUGGACUAAGGCCAUGGCAAGCUUCUUUGAAAUUAAUAAAGAAGUGCUUCCAUUGAAGGCAAAUCUGACUCUGCAAGAGGCCCGAUUAGUUGUUGCCAAAGAGGAAUUGCACAAUGCCCAAGUACAGCUGGAUGAUAAGCAGCGGGAGCUAGAUAAAGUGCAGGCCAUGUAUGAUGCUGCCAUGUCAGAAAAGCAAGCACUACUUGAUGAUGCCGAGGCCUGCAGGAAGAAAAUGAAUAACGCCACUGCCCUGAUUGAAGGUCUAGGUGGUGAAAAGAUUCGGUGGACAGAAAGCAGCCAACUUUUCCAGGAUCAGAUUACCCGAUUAGUGGGUGAUGUAUUGCUAGCCACAGGAUUUCUGUCCUAUUCUGGCCCAUUUAACCAAGAAUACAGGAACCUUUUGCUUCAAAUGUGGAAAGAGGAGAUGAGCAUCAACGAUAUUCCAUACAGUGAUGACAUCAACCUAAUCAGUAUGCUGGUUGAUAAUGCAACAAUUGGUGAAUGGAACCUCCAGGGACUUCCAAGUGAUGAUUUGUCAAUCCAGAAUGGUAUCAUAGUAACCAAGGCAACAAGGUACCCUCUUCUGAUUGACCCACAAGGGCAAGGCAAGAUCUGGAUUAAAAAUAAAGAAAAGAACAAUGAGUUGCAGAUAACAUCACUAAAUCAUAAGUACUUCAGGACCCACCUAGAGGACUGCCUAUCUUUGGGACGGCCCCUGCUAAUGGAGGAUGUAGGAGAGGAGUUGGAUCCUGCUCUUGACAAUGUGCUGGAAAAGAACUUUAUUAAAUCAGGAUCAACUUAUAAAGUGAAAGUUGGUGACAAAGAAAUUGAUGUGAUGUUGGGAUUUACCUUGUACAUCACCACCAAACUAGCAAAUCCUGCUUACACGCCUGAAAUCAGUGCUAAAACCACCAUUAUUGAUUUUACUGUUACGAUGAGAGGGCUAGAAGACCAGCUUCUUGGUCGAGUCAUCCUCAUUGAGAAACAGGAGUUGGAAGCAGAGAGAGUGCAACUGAUGGAAGAAGUCACAUCAAACAAACGGAGAAUGCAAGAAUUGGAAGACAACUUGUUAUUUCGUCUAACCAGCACAGAAGGCUCCCUGGUGGAGGAUGAAUCAUUGAUUGAAGUGCUUCAGGUCACUAAGAUAACAGCUGAAGAGGUGAGUGAAAAGCUGAACACAGCUGCACAGACGGAAAUAAAGAUUAAUGCCGCUCGUGAGGAGUAUCGGCCUGUUGCUUCACGUGGCAGCAACCUUUACUUCCUCAUUGUCGAAAUGAGUCUAGUGAAUGUGAUGUACCAGACAUCACUUCGACAGUUCCUGGGUAUUUUUGACAUAUCCAUGGAGAAAUCAACAAAAUCACAGGUCACCUCUAAGCGAAUUGCUAACAUCAUUGAAUAUCUCACCUAUGAAGUGUUCAGAUAUACAGCUCGGGGACUGUAUGAGAAUCAUAAAUUCCUCUUCACUCUGCUUAUGGCACUAAAGAUUGAUCUACAGUCCAAGAAGAUCUCUCAUGAAGAUUUCCAGACUUUGAUUAAAGGUGGUGCCUCCUUAGAUCUCAAUUCUGUAGAACCCAAACCAAAGAAAUGGAUCAUUGAUAUGACCUGGCUAAAUCUGGUGCAGCUCUCUCAUUCGUCCCCAUUCACUCAACUGCUAGUGCAAGUGGCAAAAAAUGAUAAAACUUGGAAACUGUGGUUUGACAAUGAAGUUCCAGAAGAGGCUCCUCUCCCUGAUGGCUAUGAUAAUACAUUGGACACAUUCCGUAAACUACUACUGAUUCGUAGUUGGUGCCCAGAUCGUACAAUUGCUCAGGCUCGUCAUUACAUUGCUGAGUCACUUGGGCAAAAAUAUGCAGAAGGAGUUAUUCUCGAUAUGGAAGCAAUGUGGGCAGAAAGUGAUAAUCGAACACCUUUGGUGUGCUUCCUUUCCAUGGGCUCUGAUCCGACAGAAAGUAUUGAACGUUUGGCCAAGACUAAGAAUGUGCCCUGCCGUGCCAUAUCUAUGGGCCAGGGACAGGAGAUCCAUGCAAGGCGUUUGCUGACUCAGAGCAUGCAGGAUGGUGGCUGGCUUCUUUUACAGAACUGCCACCUAGGCUUGAAUUUCAUGGACGAACUUUUAGAUACUAUCACCACAACAGAAACUUUGCAUGAUGGAUGUCGAACCUGGAUCACAACAGAGGUCCAUCCAAAGUUUCCCAUCAAUUUAUUACAGUCAUCUAUUAAAUUUACCAAUGAGCCCCCUCAAGGUGUGAAAGCUGGUCUGAAGCGUACUUACAGCAGCAUUACCCAGGAACAACUGGACAUCAGCAAUAUGCCACAGUGGAAACCCUUGUUAUAUGCUGUGGCCUUCCUUCAUACAACUGUGCAGGAAAGACGUAAGUUUGGUCCACUUGGAUGGAAUAUUCCAUAUGAGUUUAAUCAAGCGGAUUUUACUGCCAGUGUUCAGUUUGUGCAGAACCACCUGGAUGAAAUGGAUAUUAAGCGUGGUGUGAACUGGAACUGCAUGCGCUACAUGUUGGGGGAAGUACAGUAUGGAGGGCGUGUAACAGAUGAUCUGGACAAGCGACUACUCAAUACAUUUGCAAGCGUGUGGUUUGGAGAAAUUAUGUUCACAGAUAAAUUUUGCUUCUACAAACAUUAUAUUAUUCCACAAGGCAAGACAGUUCAAGACAUCCUGCAUUACAUUGAGAGUCUGCCGCUGGUCGAUAGUCCUGAGGUGUUUGGACUUCAUUCAAAUGCAGAUAUAACUUACCAGACUAAUAUGGCAAAUGAAACCCUUAACACUAUAGUCAACAUUCAACCUAAGGACAGUGGCAGUGGUGAAGGAGAGACCAGAGAAAGCAAUGUCCAACGCCUUGCAAAUGAGAUGUUGGAAAAACUGCCAGCAGGCUACAUACCACAUGAGGUGAAAGCUCGACUUCAGAAAAUGGGUGCACUCCAACCAAUGAAUAUCUUCUUACGCCAGGAAAUUGAUCGAAUGCAACAAGUUCUUGCACGAGUUAGAAUUACACUGACAGACCUAAUAUUGGCUAUAGAUGGAACAAUUAUAAUGUCUGAGGACUUGAGAGAUGCUCUUGAUAACAUGUAUGAUGCCCGGAUUCCAAAGAUCUGGUUCAAAAUUUCCUGGGAGUCUGCUACUCUUGGGUUCUGGUUUACAGAGCUGCUUGAAAGAAAUCAACAAUUUCACACCUGGAUUUUUGAUGGACGACCACACCAGUUCUGGAUGACAGGAUUCUUCAAUCCUCAGGGCUUUUUGACUGCAAUGCGACAGGAAACCACCCGUAUGAAUCUGAGCAAGGGUUGGGCUCUAGAUAGUGUCAUUCUUUAUAAUGAUGUGACCAGGAUGAUGAAGGAAGAUGUUAAUUCAUCCCCUCCUGCAGAUAUUGGUGGUGUUUACGUUUAUGGCCUGUUCCUGGAUGGAGGAGGCUGGGACAGAAGGAAUACAAGGCUCAUGGAAUCAUCUCCAAAAGUAUUGUUCACAUUGCUCCCUGUAGUUCAUGUGUAUGCAAUCAGUGCCACUGCACCUCCUGAUUCAAAGAAACAGCAGGGGGCAGUGUACUCAUGUCCUGUUUACAAGAAGCCGAGACGAACUGAUUUGACGUACAUCUUCUCUCUCUAUCUGAAAACAAUACAGAUUCCUGAUCAUUGGACCCUGCGUGGUGUGGCUUUACUCUGUGAUUGCAAAUAA